Molecule: messenger RNA, 2115 nt
Organism: Moneuplotes crassus
Lineage: Eukaryota; Ciliophora; Spirotrichea; Euplotida; Euplotidae
Source: the annotation of a GenBank genome assembly
AUUCAUUAAAAUUUAGUUACCUUAAUGUCCCACGAAGGAGAGGAUUACCCUAUUGACCCUAUUUUUGUGAAAGAGCUCGAAAGAUCAGAUAUUGAUAGAGAAGAGCUUGCUUAUUAUUUACAUGACGGCAAAGAAAAUUACAAAAGGCUAGCUGAACUUACGGUGAAAUACUCGCUUGAUUCUAAGGUUAGGUACCAAUACCAUGAGUUUGAUCAUACUAGAGAAGAGCAGUUUUACUCGAAUUAUAGAAAACUUAACAGGCUGAAGGAGCUUACUAAGGAUAUGGGCCUUCCUCCAGUUGAUUACACUACUAGUGAAGAAUAUGGCGCCCCAAUGAACACCAUCUCUAGUACUUCUUUGCAUCAUACAAUGUUCGAAACAGUUGUUCGAAUUUUGGGCUCAGACGAGCAGAGAGAAUAUUACCUCCCAAGGAUCAUCUCUUAUGAGGUACUGGGAUGUUAUGCCCAGACAGAGAUGGGCCAUGGCUCAGAUGUGCAAGGACUCAUGACUGAAGCAGCUUACGACCCUGACACUGAUGAAUUUGUAGUGAACACUCCUUCACUUAAGGCUAUCAAAUUUUGGCCAGGAGAACUAGGAAAGCAAUCAGACCAUUGAGUAUUCCAUGCUAAAAUGAUUGUUGAUGGGCAGAGCAUGGGAGUAAAUGCCUUCAUCUGCAGAAUUAGGGACGAAGAUUCCCACAUCCCUCUUAGAGGCCUAGAGAUUGGAGAUAUUGGACCAAAAUAUGGUUAUGGGAAUAAAGAUAAUGGAUACAUGAUCUUCAAAGAUUUCAGAAUUCCAAGGACCGCAUUACUCUCAAGGUUCAUUAGCCUGGAGAAAGGAGGUGAGCUCAACAUCAGAGGGGAUCCAAAAGUUGCAUACACUACAAUGCUGCAUGUUAGGAUCUCUUUGAUCAAGCAUACUUGGAGACUUGUGAUCUCCUCUUGUUGUUUAGGGAUCAAAUAUACUUUACUGAGGAAACAGUUCAGAAAUAUUCCAAAUUCAAAUGAAGAAAGGAGGAUCUUUGACUAUCAAGCGACCCAGCACCAGAUUAUUCCUUUCCUAAGUUAUGCAUAUGCAUGUGUGUUCUCCUCGAAGCAGUGUCAGAUCAAGUACGACAAGAUGAUCGAGGAGAUAAAGGACGAUAAGUUCUCAACAAUGAGAGAUCUGCACUCAAUCGCUUCAGCCUUUAAAGGGCUUCAGAUGCAGGAGUCUCUGACUGGAUUCUUCAAGAUUAGGGAAUGUUGUGGAGCACAUGGGUACCUGAACUAUUCUAACAUCCCUAAUAUCAUUGAGCUUUGGUCCCCCAAUGUCACAUUAGAGGGAGAUUCAAUAGUGAUGUAUUUACAGACAGCCAAAGGUUUUAUCAAGACUUUCAGACUAAUCCAAAAUCACGGAAAGAAGAUCAAAGGAAUUUACAAAUAUAUGAAUGACUAUAAGGAGUAUGAGGGAGCUAGUGACCAUGAGUCGGAGUUCAAGACCUGCAGCAGCCUCCUGAAGCUUCUCCAAAUCUCCACUGUUUUGAGUGUCAAGAAAUGCUCAGAUUUGUUGCCAGAAAUUGACGACGAAAUAAGCUAUGACGUGGCCUGGAGCAAGACCUAUAGCAUCGAGCUGAUCACUGCUGCAACACUUAAUGCUCAUUGGUUAGUUGCAUCAAUGUUCGCUGACGAGCUUAAGAGCUUAAAACUGUCCAAGAACCUAGUUAGAAUCAUGAACAAAAUGCUGUGUGUGUAUUUGUGUGACGUCAUCACAAAGUUGGGACAAGAGUUGAUCCUGUCUGGAUAUCUCAGAGGAAGCCAGAUGUUGCAAAUUAAAUCAACAAUGUCAGAUUUUAUCACAGAGAUAAGGCCUCAUGCAUAUAGACUAGUCGAGUCUUUCGUCCCUCACCAAGCAAUACUGCAUAGUGCCAUUGCUUUGAACAAUGGAGACAUAUACUCGAAGCUGUACUCAGUCUCCUCUACUUCAAGGUUCAACACGAAGAGCAGGCUAGUUGCUUUUGAAGCGGAUACAGGAUUGGGAGGAGGCCCAGCCCGUAUUUCAAAAAUUAAACAACUUCAAAACAAGCUCACGGGAAUAGCUAAAAUCUAAUUGGCUUCAAUUUUGACCAGAAGUCUUGGG